AUAUGACCAAGAUAUGACCAUAUUGUAAACAUUUGAUUGUUGUCAUGGUUGUCAUUUGUUGUGGACAAGUUGUGGAGGCUUAAAAAACUUUCAAGAUAUUUCAUUCCCUGUGUCUAAUUGUUUACAAUUUAUACUUGCCGACAUUGAUAACUAGCCGAAAUGCCUAAGGCAAAGGGUAAAAGCAAAAGUCCAGGCAAGAAGACUCCAAAGUCGCCAAAAAGUCCCGGGAGUCCCAAGAAAGCCAAGUCGCCAAAAAGUCCGGGAACUCCUAAGAAAGGAAAAAAGGACGGGAAGUCUAAGAAGGGCAAAAAGGGAAAGAAGCCAAAGGAAGCUCCCGAAGAAGCAUCUGAGAUCGAAGAUUCACAGUUUGACGAGUCGGAAUGCACUGAGCUGCCGGAAAGUGACGAAGAAGUUGAAUCGGAACCGGAAGAAGAGCUCAUCGAAGAAUGGGUGGAAUCGGUGAGCUACGUCCGUCGGUGCUGGUCCAUGUGCGGCACCCCGGCAGAGUUGUGGCAGGACUGGCACGACGAAAAGGUCACUACCUUCCUCAAGGACCCCGGCUGUCCACUCAUCACCUUCUACGUGGACUCCCCGGCGCCGGCGGCGACCGGCGAGAAACCGACACCGCCGGCCGAGACAGCCGACGACGCGCCGACGACGCCCGAGAGGACGCUGGUGGCGCUCUACGGAAUGCCCGCCAAACAGGUUGAUGAAAUUAUAUAUUUCGCCAAACGACCAAACUCGCCGCCGAUUCUGAGUGACCUCAACUAUCGCGGGAAGAUAUCCUGGGGCAACAUGAAGGCGCCGUUUCUCGAGUCGCUGCUGAUCAAGAUGUCGUCGCUCUACAUGCCGUAUUUUCUCGGCAACACGCACUGGCCAGACAGCAUCCGUAAGGACUUUGCCAGUAAGCUGCACCGGUUCAUGGCGCACCUGACCGACGCGCGCUACAAGGCCGCCGGCCAGACGGUGCUUUAUGUGCCCGACGAGGACCUGUCCCGGUCCGUCGAAGACAUGGCCAAGGAUAAGGACCUCGUGGAGCGACUCGAGGCGGCUAUGGUGCACUGGAUCCGUCAGAUCAAAGAGAUGCUCAGCAGUCUGGACUCGAUCGAAAUGCCAGAGAAGGCCGGUCCACUGGACGAAAUCAACUUCUGGAACGACCGAUGUAAGGACCUGUCGGGUGUGAAGGUGCAGCUGGACAGCCCGGUGGUGACGAGAAUGAGCGAAGUGCUCCACUGUGCCAAGUCCUCCUACCUGAGUCGCUUCAGCCGACUGGCGCACGAGAUCCAGGACGGCUCCGAACAGGCCGAGAGCAACAAGCACUACCUGAGCAUCCUGCAGGGUCCGUGCGAACAGCUGCGGAAGUCGGGUCCGGUGGAGAUUCCCGGUCUGCUGCAGGACGUCCUCAACAGGAUACGCGUCAUCUGGAUCAACUCUCCCUACUACAACACUCGGGAGCGUGUGACGGGCAUGCUGCGCCGGGUCAGUACAGAGGUCAUCAACCUGUGUCAGCGGGUCAUCUCCAUCGAGGGCAUCUUCGGCGGCCGGUGCCGGUCCUCCAUACAGACCCUGGAGCAGUGCAUCGACUGCUCGGUGGCCUGGAAAAACAUCUACAAGAAGACGGCGCGCACGCACCACCGGUGUUCGGAGCAGGGCUGGGUGCUGGACGUCACCACCAUAUUCGCCGAGCUGGACGCGUUCACACAGCGCUGCAAGGACCUCAUCGAGAUUUGCAACUGCCAGAUGUACCUCAACAGGAUGGAGGACGGCGAGCAGGUGCCGCUGCCGCUGUUCGGCGGCGCCCGCGCCCCGGACGUCGCCCGAAACAUGCGCGAGAUGGAGCGGGUAUUCUGUGCAGCGCUGGCCGACCUCGGCACCAACCGGCAGAUCAUCAGUGACAACCGCUCCACCCAGUGGCUCAACGAGUUCAGAAAGUUCCGGAUGCGAGUGAAGGACGUGGAGCUGAUGUUGUCCAACAUCAUCGACUGGUCCUUCGAGACGGUGCGCACCGUCCGCGAGGGCAUCGAGCUGCUCGACUGCUUCCGACGCUACGCCAACCGAGAAACCAUACGGAGAAUAUUCGACAUGAAGACCGUCCAGGUGUUUGAGAUAUUCGCCGACGAGCUACAGGCGGUGCGUCGCGAGCUCUCUAAGAAGGCGUUCAGUCUGGAGCCGACCUACCCCUACUACGCGGGCCAGGCGCACUGGGCCAUGUCACUGGUCAGACGCAUCCAGAUGCCCAUGGAGGCGAUCUCCGAGGCGCCGUGGCUGCCCAAGAUCGGUAUCGGAGACGAGACCAAGGAGCAGCACCGUCAGCUGAGCGUGGCCACGGCCGAUUUCAUCGCCAAGACGCACGGCGACUGGGCCAGCUCGGUGGAGCCGAUCCCGCUGCAGCGGCUCGACCAGCCGCUGCUCACCAAGAGCCUCGAGCGCGCCGGAUACAUCGAGCCCAACUUUGACCGGUACCUGCUGAAGCUGUUCCAGGAGGUGUACUACUGGGAGCGGCUCAACAUGGAGAUCCCGCCGCAGUGCUACGACGUCUUCCGGCGACGGGAGGAGAUGAGACACCUCCGGGAGGCCGUCGGAGAGCUCUGCAAAGACUUCAACCACAUCGUGGCCUCGCUGUCCGCGGACGAGCGGCUGCUGUUCCGGGACCGUAUCAACUUCCUCAGCCGAAAACUGGCGCCCGGCUUCAGCAAACUGUUCUGGACGGGCAAGGGCGCCGCCGAGUCCUUCAUCAAAGAGUCGAGACUCGGAGCCGCCAAGGUUCAGGCGAUCGUGAACCACUACAAGGAGUCCAACAAGCUGAUCUCCGAGAAGUGUAUGUCGCUGGCCGAGUCCUGGCUGAUCAACAUCGACACGAACCGGGUGUACACGUUCGAGGAGCUGCAGCAGAGCCAGGAAGACCACAGGAAGAGCGUCGUGGAGCUGCUGAGAAACCGUCAAUCGGAAAUUAUGGAGAUUCUGACGAACGUCUUCGAGCACUUCAAAAACGACUCGCAGGCGGUGCUGCAGCACUGGGGCAAGUACCUGGGCCGGAUCAGCAUCGCCGUCCUCGAGUCCAUCAAACACAACGUACGCACCUCUCUGACGACGCUCAGCAAGAUCGUCAACGUGGACAGCAAGUCGGGGUCGGUGGCGCUCAUUGGCGUCAAGGUGCUGCUCAAAAACAACAAGAUCGAGCUGGAGCCGAGUGUGUCGGAGAUGGCCGAGUUUCUGUGCAGCUACCUGCAGCAGCUGGCCGCAGAGUUCGACUCGUGGGAGCACAUUCCCGGCGUGCUGGGACACCCGGACCGGAACCCGCCGCAGGCCAUGAACUCUAUACUGCUCACCGACGAGGACGCCAACAAGGUCCAGAUGGCCAUCAACAAUGGAAUGGCGGUGACAGCCACGCAGCUGCAGAACUACCUGAAAACGUGGGACUCGUUCCGCGACAUCUGGGAGAUGGACAAGGACAUGUUCAUCAAGCGCUACCACAGGAUGAACCCGACCGUGGCCGCGUUCGACAGCGACAUCGCCAGAUAUUCUGAGGUGGCCAACAACGUGCAGAUGCAGGACACUAUCGUGGGCAGCCAGUUCACCAUGUUGGACAGCGCCGGUCUGAAGCAGUCGAUCGUCAGCCACUGCACCGAGUGGCAGCUGAAGCUGACCCAGCUGCUGCUGCGGAUCGCCUCCGACCGGCUCACCGAGGUGCACCGCUACGUCACUGAUAAUACUGCCGGGAUGAAGUACGAGCCGCAAACAUUGGACGAACUGCAGACCAGCAUCAACCUCCAUGAGCGACUGUUACGCGAGCAGCCCGAGCAGGAGGCCAGCUUCCCCGUCAUGGAGGAACAGUUUGUUGUACUCGAGAAGUACGAGGUGACUGUAGAGGACUCUGUGCUGGACGACCUCCAUCGUCUUCCCCCGGUGUGGGAGGCAUACUGCGCCCUUCUGGUGGAAACCACCGAGACACUGGAGGCGCAAAAGGACAGGUUUAGAACCGGUCUACUGGCGGAUGCAAACGAUCUCAAGAAGGGUAUCACUAACCUGAUCGACGACUUCAAACAAAAGGGUCCUUUCACCAACGCUUGGGAUGUAGAAGCGGCCCGGGCUAACAUCAACGAAUACCGCAACCAGGCUGCUCUGCUGAAGGAGAAAGAUCAGAUUAUCAAGACAGGACUGAAGAUCUUCAACAUUGAGCAUCCGCUAUCCAAGGACUUGAAACGCUUUGAAACGGACCUCGAUGCCAUCGACUCAGUCUGGGCGCUGACGGCAGAAUGGGAACAGUCCUGGAUCGAAUGGAAAGGACAUCGAUUCCAGGAACUCGACACCAUCGAGCUCGACUCUCAGGCCACCAGUCUGCACAAGCGCCUGACCAAGCAACUGAAAGAGUAUCGUGAUAACGGCUGGGACAUCAUCGAGCAGACGAAAACGCAGGUAGACGCCUUCCGCAAGGCGCUGCCGCUCAUCAUGGACCUGAAGAACGUGGCGCUGCGCACCCGACACUGGGAGGAGAUCAGAGCCCUCAUUGGCAGGGAGUUCAACGAGGACACUGACCUGACAAUGGACAGCAUCUUCGAGUGGGGCAUGAACCAGUACUCUGAAGAGAUUCACAACAUCUCUCAGUCGGCCACUAAGGAGAUGACCAUCGAAAAGAUGCUGAUGAAGAUGAAGUCGACCUGGGACGAGAUGGAGAUGGAGAUCCUGCCGUACAAGGACGGCCGCGGCCUGCGCUGCCGCGUGCCCGACGACCUAUUCCAGGUGCUGGAGGACAACCAGGUCGGACUGCAGACCAUGAAGGCAUCCAGAUUUGUGGAGCCUUUCCGAGAAGAAGUGAAGUGGUGGGAAAAGACACUCACCGUCGUCUACGAGGUCAUCGACGCCAUCCUCUCGGUGCAGAAGCAGUGGAUGUAUAUGGAGAACAUCUUCUUGGCAGACGACAUUCGCAAGCAAAUGCCGCGGGAAACGACCGACUUCGGUAUCAUCGACAAUACGUGGCAGAGCAUGCUCGUUGUCAUGAAGAUUGACACGCUCAUUCUCCGGGCAACUCACAAGAAAGGCCUUCUGAAAGAGUUAUCCAGCAUGAACGUCCGCCUGGAAGAGAUCCAGAAGCGACUUGAGAUGUACCUCGAAACCAAGCGUCAGGCUUUCCCGAGGUUCUACUUCAUCUCCAAUGACGAUCUUUUGGAGAUCCUUGGCCAGAGCAAAAACCCAGAGGCUGUUCAGCCACAUCUGAAGAAGCUCUUCGAUAACAUGGCGAAAGUCAAAAUGGUCAAGAGUGCCUUCCACCGGCUUGAGGCGUCGACAAUGGUAUCUGGUGAAGGCGAGGAGGUUGACUUCACUCACCCAGUGAGCCUGGAUGGGCCGGUCGAGGCAUGGCUCGCAGAUCUGGAAAACGCUAUGCAGGAAACGCUACGUAACGUACUGCAGAAAUGUCUCGCCGCGCUGAAGAAAAAUCUCAGCAAAAGAGAUCGGUGGAUCAAGGACUGGCCGGGACAGCUAUGCAUCACUUCUAGUCAGAUCCAGUGGACAGUCGACACAACCCGGUCCCUGCUGCUGGUGAAGGACCUCGGCGAGAAGAAACCACUCAAGUCCUUCCGCAAGAAGAUGAUGAACAUGCUGAAUAAGUUCUCCGAAGCGAUCCGCUCCAACUUGACCAAGCUGCAGCGUAUGAAGAUCGUGGCUCUGGUCACCAUCGAGGUGCACGCUCGUGAUGUCAUCGAGAAGCUCAUCAAGGCCGGUGUGAACGACGUCAACUCGUUCGAGUGGCUGUCCCAGCUGCGGCUCUACUGGGACAAAGACGAGGAGGACUGUGUGAUCCGGCAGACAAACACACAGUUCUUCUAUGGCUACGAGUACCUGGGCAACUCGGGCCGCCUGGUCAUCACACCGCUCACCGACAGGUGCUACAUGACCCUCACAAGUGCACUGCACCUACACCGAGGCGGCAGUCCGAAGGGCCCGGCCGGCACCGGUAAAACGGAAACCGUCAAGGACCUGGGAAAGGCCAUGGCUGUGUUCGUCAUCGUACUCAACUGCUCCGAGGGACUCGACUACAAGAGCAUGGGCAAAAUGUUCUCCGGUCUGGCGCAGACUGGUGCCUGGGGCUGCUUUGACGAGUUCAACCGGAUCAACAUCGAGGUGUUGUCGGUGGUGGCGCAGCAGAUCCUCAGCAUCCUGCAGGCGCUCUCCACCCUCGCCACCCAGUUCAUCUUCGAGGGCAGCGAGAUCAAGUUGGUCGACUCGUGCGGAAUAUUCAUCACCAUGAACCCCGGCUACGCCGGUCGCACGGAGCUGCCCGACAACCUGAAGUCCAUGUUCCGACCGAUCGCCAUGGUGGUCCCUGACUCGGCCAUGAUCGCAGAGAUCGUGCUGUUCGGCGAGGGAUUCAGCAACACUAGGAAUCUCGCCAGAAAGGUGUUCACGCUGUAUACACUGGCGUCGCGGCAACUCAGCAAGCAGAGCCACUACGACUUCGGUCUGCGAGGUCUGAUCGGUCUGCUGCGCUACGCUGGCAUCAAGAAGCGCAUGUUCCCUGAGAUGGGUGACGAGGAGGUGGUGAUAACCGCGAUGAACGACAUGAACCUGCCGAAGCUGACGUCGGACGACUCGCCGCUGUUCGCCGGCAUUGUCAGGGACCUGUUCCCCGGCGUGGAGACGCCGCCGCUCGACUACGGGCAGCUGUAUGAUGUCAUCCGGCAGCAGUUGAAGGAAAACGGACUUCAGGCGACGCCCUACAUCGUGGACAAGGUGAUCCAGCUGUACGAGACGAAGAACUCCCGUCACUCGGUGAUGAUGGUCGGUCAGACAGGCACCUCGAAAACCUCCAUCUGGCGCACUCUGCAGCGAGCGCUCACCGAUAUGGCCAACAAAGGCCAGGAGGGCUACGUCGCCGUUAAGGAGUAUGCGCUGAACCCGAAAGCUCUGAACCUGGGCGAGCUGUACGGUGAAUUCGACCUUGGCUCCGGCGACUGGAAGGACGGUGUGCUCUCGGCCAUUAUGAGGGUCACAUGUGCAGACGAGACACCGGACCAGAAGUGGAUCUUAUUCGACGGCCCAGUGGACGCCGUCUGGAUCGAGAACAUGAACUCUGUGAUGGACGACAACAAGGUGCUGACGCUCAUCAACUCGGAGCGUAUCGCCCUGCCCGCUCAGGUGUCUCUGCUGUUCGAGGUGCAGGACCUGGACGAGGCCUCUCCUGCCACCGUCUCCCGGGCUGGUAUGGUGUACACCGACUACAAGGCGAUCGGCUGGCAGCCGUAUGUCGACUCGUGGCUGCAGACGGUCCAGUGCAAACAGACCGCCGACGAGCUGCGAAAGCUAUUCGACAAGUUCCUGGAGGACAUGUUGGAAUUCAAGCGGAAGAACUGUAAGGAGCUGAUGCCGAUUGUGGAGUUGAACGGCGUCAUCUCUCUAUGUCGUCUGCUUGACUGCCUGUGCACGAAGGAGUUCGGCGUGGACCCGAGCGACAUGGACGCGUUCCUCACCUGCUCCAAGCUGUGGUUCCUAUUCUCGCUGCUGUGGUCCGUCUGCGCUUCGGUGGAUGAAGAGGGCCGGAAGAAGAUCGACAACUACCUGCGCGAACUGGAGGGCUCGUUCCCCAACAAGGACACCGUGUACGAGUACGCCGUCGACUACAAACACCGCAGCUGGAGCCCCUGGGAGAGCAAGCUGCAGUCCAACUGGAAGUACAACCCGAACGUGCCGUUCUACAAGAUCCUGGUGCCGACCGUGGACACAGUGCGGUACGAGUACAUCCUACGGACGCUGAUCUCGCACGAGUUCCCGGCGAUGCUGGUCGGACCCGUCGGCACAGGGAAGAGUUCGCUGGCGAGCAGCGUGCUAGCCCAGAUGGAUGUCAACAAGUACACGGUGCUGCCGGUGAACAUGUCGGCGCAGACCACAUCCAACAACGUGCAGGCCAUCAUCGAGAGCCGCAUGGAGAAACGCACCAAGAACGUCUACGUCCCGCAGGGAGGUAAGCGCCUUGUCGUGUUCCUGGACGACCUGAACAUGCCUGCCAAGGACACGUACGGCUCCCAGCCGCCGCUGGAGCUGCUGCGCCAGUGGAUGCAGUACGGCUUCUGGUACGACCGCACCAAACAGUCGUCACUCUACAUGCAGGACGUGCUUCUGGUCGGCGCCAUGGGUCCGCCCGGCGGAGGCCGCUCCUUCAUCUCGCAGCGGCUCCAGUCCAAGUUCAAUCUGGUCAACAUGACCUUCCCGCAGGAGUCACAGAUCAAACGCAUCUUCGGCACGCUCAUCACUCAGAAGCUGGCCAACUUCUCAGAGGACGUGAAGCCGCUCGGUGAGCUGGUGACGACAGCCAGUAUCGAGAUGUACCAAUCCGUCAUCGCCAACAUGCUGCCGACCCCAGCCAAGAUUCACUACGUGUUCAACCUGAGAGACAUCUCCAAGGUGUUCCAGGGCCUGCUGCGGUCGAACCGCGACUACUGCGACACGAAGGCGGCGUUCGUUCGCCUCUGGAUCCACGAGUGUCUCAGAGUGUUCGCCGACCGGCUCAUUGAUACGAAAGAUAUGGAUUGGUUCAUGGGACUGCUGGGAGAAAAACUUGGACUGCACUUCGACCAGACAUUCCACGGGCUCUGUCCGAGCAAACAGCCACCUAUCUUUGGUGACUUCCUCAACACUAAUGAAAUUUACGAGGACAUCCUGGACUUUGCCACGCUGAAGCAGUACAUGGAGAACCAGUUGAAGGAGUAUAACGCGACGCCAGGCGUUGUGUCGAUGGAACUAGUACUUUUCAGGGAUGCCAUCUGCCACAUUUGUCGCACCGUGCGCGUUCUGAAACUGCCCAGAGGAAACAUGCUUGUCGUCGGUAUCGGUGGCAGCGGCCGGCAGUCGCUGACCCGACUGGCCGCCUACAUCUGCGGCCUCUCGGUGUUCGUCAUCGAGGUCAAUAAGCACUACCACCGACCCGAGUUCAGAGAGGAUCUCAAGGUGCUCUAUCGGGCAACGGGCCUCGAAAACAAACCGACCGUCUUCAUUUUCAGCGACGCCCAGGUCACGGAGGAAACGUUCCUUGAAGAUAUCAACAACAUCCUAAGCAGCGGGGAAGUGCCAAACCUCUACAAACCGGAGGAGCUCGAAGAGAUACGCAACACACUACAGCCGGUGGCGGCUAGGGAGGGUAUCCCUGAGACGCCAGAGAACCUGUACGGCCUGCUUUUGGACCGAGUCAGGUCAAAUCUCCACCUCUGCGUGUGUAUGAGCCCCGUCGGAGACGCCUUCAGGAACCGUAUUCGCAUGUACCCUGGCCUGGUCAACUGCUCCACGAUUGACUGGUUCGGAGAUUGGCCACAAGAAGCUCUGAUGGAAGUAGCCGAGAGGUAUUUGGAAGGCAUCGACCUAAACCUAGGCGCCGAUACGGAACUAUUGAAGGACGAGCUGCAGGCUGCUGUGGCUCACACGUUCUCCGUAAUUCACCGCUCCGUGUCCAACUACUCGGCUCGGAUGCUGGCCGAGGUGCGGCGACACAACUACGUCACCUCCACCAGCUACCUGCAGCUGGUGGCCGGCUACAAACAUCUACUGGGCGAGAAGCGCAAGGAACUGGGAGAAGCCGCUGACAAGCUGAGGAAUGGUCUGUUCAAGAUUGACGAGACCAGUGUCAAAGUCGAAUCCAUGUCCGUUGAACUGGAAAUCGCCAAAGGAAAAGUGGCCGAGUUCCAGCAGCAGUGCGAAGAGUACCUGGUCAUCAUUGUCCAACAGACCCGGGAGGCCGACGAACAGCAGCGCUCCGUCCAGCUCAGGUCUCAAAAGAUUGCCGAGGAGGAGCUGCAGUGUAAGGCCAUGGCCGAGGUGGCUCUGGCAGAGCUGGAGGAGGUGCUGCCCGUCCUGGAAGAGGCCGUCAGGGCACUGGACGCCCUCUCGAAGCGGGACCUGAACGAGAUCAAGUCGUACGCCCGACCUCCGCCGCUGGUAGAGAAGGUCAUGGAGGCAGUGAUGCUUCUGAAGUGCGUCGAACCCACCUGGGCAGAGGCGAAACGACAGCUGGGAGACCCGAACUUCAUCACACAGCUGCGUGACUUCGACAAGGACCACAUCAGCGACAAGACGCUGAAGAAGGUCGGCGGAUACGUGGUGCAGGCCGACUUUGACCCGGACAUGGUCGGAAAACAGUCGCUGGCUGCCAAGUCGCUCUGUCUGUGGGUACGAGCCAUCGAGUCGUACGGACGCGUCUACAGGGUGGUGGAGCCGAAGAAGAUGCGUCUGAUGUCGGCUGAGCGUAUCCUAGCCGAGAAGCAGAAGAACCUGGCAGACGCUAAGGCGAAGCUGCAGGAGCUCAGCGAGCGGCUGGCAAAGCUGCAGACCGAGUACAACGAGAAGCUGGCGCAGAAGGAGGAGCUCAGGAUCAAGGCGGAGAGCCUGGAGCUGAAGUUGGACCGCGCGGCCAAGAUCGUCAGCGGCCUGGCCGGCGAGAAGGUCCGCUGGACACAGACCGUGAAGGACUUGGACGAAAACUUUGGCUACCUGGUCGGGGACUGCCUGAUCGCUGCCGCCUUUGUCUCCUAUAUGGGACCGUUUACGUCCAACUACCGGGACGAGAUCGUCUCGAGCAUUUGGUUACCGGAGGUGCGCGGGAAGCUGGUGCCCUGCUCGCCGACGUUCGAGCUGUGCGAGUUCCUGGCCAAGCCGACGGUGGUACGCGACUGGAACAUCCAGGGCCUGCCGUCCAACCCGUUCAGCGUGGAGAACGGCAUCAUCGCCACGCGCGGACAGCGCUGGCCGCUGCUCAUCGACCCGCAGGGGCAGGGCCUGCGCUGGAUCAAAAACAUGGAACACAAACAGGGUCUGAAAGUGAUCGACCUGCAGCAGACCAACUUCCUAUCGGUGCUGGAGCGCUCCGUCACGUUCGGCCACCCGGUGCUGCUACAGAACGUCCAGGAGACGUUGGAUGCCUCGCUCAACCCCAUACUCACAAAGUCUGUCAUCAAACAGGGUGACGCUCUGUACACCAAGAUCGGCGACAAGGAGGUGGAGUACAACCCGCUGUUCCGCUUCUACAUCAGCACCAAGCUGUCAAACCCGCACUACCCGCCUGAGAUCGCCACUAAGACCACCAUCAUCAACUUCACCGUCAAGGAGGACGGUCUGGAGCAGCAGCUGCUGGGUAUCGUGGUCCGCAAGGAGCGGCCCGAGCUGGAGGAGCAGAAGGACGCCCUCGUCACCAACAUCGCCGCCGGCAAACUGAAGCUCAUCGAGCUGGAGGACGCCGUGCUCAGACUGCUGAAGACGGAGGGUUCGCUGCUGGAGGACGAGGCUCUGGUGGUGACGCUACAGUCGUGCAAGACCACCUCGGCCGACGUCACCGAACAGCUGGAGACCGCCGAGGAGACAGAGAUCAAGAUCGACGCCGCUCGGGAGGCGUAUCGUCCGUGCGCGCGGCGCGCCUCGAUCCUGUUCUUCGUGCUGACCGACCUGGGCAAGAUCGACCCGAUGUACCAGUUCUCGCUGGACGCCUACGUAGAUCUGUUCACCCACUCCAUCGAUAAGGCGCAGAGGAGCCCAAAGCUGGAGAACCGCAUACAGAACAUGAACGACUAUCACACCUACGCCGUGUACAAGUACGCCUGCCGCGGCCUGUUCGAGCGGCACAAGCUGCUCUUCUCCUUCCACAUGUGCAUCAAGAUGCUGGAGAGCCAGUCGGCCGUCAACACGGACGAGUACCUGUUCUUCCUCAAGGGUGGAGUCGUGCUCGACAGGGAGGAGCAGAUGGACAACCCGUGCCCCGAGUGGCUGUCGGACUCUGCGUGGGACAACAUUACCGAGCUGGAGCGUCUGGCCAACUUCCACGGCGUGAUUCAGUCGUUUGAGCAGGGCCACCGCGACUGGUACGCCUGGUACACGUCGCCCGAGCCCGAGCGAGCCUCGCUGCCCGGCGAGUGGGACACGUCGUGCUCGGAGCUGCAGCGGAUGAUCUUUGUUCGCUCACUGCGCCCGGACCGGGUCAGCGUAUGUGUGUCCACGUUCGUCAUCCACAACCUGGGGCAGCGCUUCGUCGAGCCGCCCGUGCUCGACUUCCACAGCGUGCUGGAGGACUCUGCGGCCAAGACGCCGCUCAUCUUCAUCCUGUCUCCGGGCGUAGACCCGACCACGGCUCUGCUCCAGCUGGCCGAGCAGAACGAGAUGAUGGACCGCUUCUACAGCCUCAGCCUGGGACAGGGACAGGCGCCCAUCGCCACACGUCUGCUGGAGAUGGGUAAACGGGACGGCGGCUGGGUGUUCCUGGCCAACUGUCAUCUCUCGCUCUCCUGGAUGCCCGAGCUCGACAAGAUGGUGGAGGAGAUACAGGACGGCGGCGCCAACCCCGAGUUCCGUCUGUGGCUCAGCUCCAGCCCGCACCCCGACUUCCCCAUCUCCAUCCUUCAGAACGGCAUCAAAAUCACCACCGAACCGCCCAAGGGCAUCAAGGCCAACAUCAAGCGUCUGUACCAGAACAUGACGGAGGCGCAGUUCACCGCCUGUCCGCGCCAGAGCAACUACAAGAAGCUGCUCUUCUCGCUGUGCUUCUUCCACUCGGUGCUGCUGGAGCGGCGCAAGUUCCAGCAGCUCGGCUGGAACAUCCUCUACGGGUUCAACGACUCAGACUUCGAGGUGUCUGAGUCGCUGCUGUCGAUCUACCUGCGCGAGUACGAGGACCCGCCGUGGGACGCGCUCAAGUACCUGAUCGCGGGCGUCAUGUACGGCGGGCACGUCACUGACGACUGGGACCGACGCCUGCUCAUGACCUACAUCAACCAGAUGUUCAACGAGGACGUGCUCAACGUCACAUACUACAAGCUGUCGUCCCUGGCACACUACUACAUCCCUCGGGACGGCCACCUGUCCUACUACCAGGACUUCAGCAACAGCCUGCCCAUGGUGGACCACCCGGAGGCGUUCGGACAGCACCCGAACGCCGACAUCGCCAGCAGUAUCGGAGACGCACGGGUGCUGUUCGAGACGCUGCUGUCGCUGCAGCCGGCCGUGGCCGCCGCGGCCGACGGACAGAGCUCCGACGAUAAGGUGAUCGGUCUGGCCAACGACGUGCUGACCAAGAUGCCGGACCUGAUCGACUUCGAGAGCACGCAGAAGAUUCUCUCCAACGACCCGUGUCCGCUGAAUGUGGUCCUGCUGCAGGAGAUUCAGCGUUACAACGUUCUGCUGGUGAUCAUCCGCCGAUCGCUGGAGGACCUCAAGAAGGGCAUCAAGGGCCUGGUGGUGAUGUCCUCUGACCUCGAGGAGGUGUUCGUCUGCGUCCUGGAGGGUCGCGUGCCGCCGCCCUGGCUCAAAGCCUACCCGUCGAUGAAGUCUCUGGGCUCGUGGACGCGGGACCUGGUGCAGCGUGUGGAGCAGUUCUCCGAGUGGUCGGAGCGCGCCCGGCCGCCCACGGCCUUCUGGCUGGCCGCCUUCACGUUCCCCACCGGGUUCCUGACAGCGGUGCUGCAGACGGCUGCCCGGCAGCUGCACCUCAGUGUCGACUCGCUGGCCUGGGAGUUUUACGUGCACAACCAGAACGACUCGACCACCAACCUGCUGCCGCAUGAGGGAGUGUAUAUCUGCGGGAUGUUCCUGGAGGGCGCCGGCUGGGACGUCAACAAGCGCUGUCUGGUCGAGGCCGCGCCAAUGCAGCUCGUCACACCAAUGCCCAUCGUACACUUUAAACCCGUGGAGAAUAAGAAGAAAAGCGGAAAAGGACUGUACACGUGUCCGGCGUAUUACUACCCGAACCGGUCGGGCACCGGUCACUACCCGUCCUUUGUGGUGGCCGUGGACCUGCGCUCCGGCGACUCCCCCUCCGACCACUGGAUUCGACGGGCGGCCGCUCUGCUCCUCAGUCUGUCAGGACUAAUGGGGGGGGGGGGGUAGUGCGGGCUGCGUGAGGACCGUGGGAGCUGUGGCAGAGGAGUGGGGAGUGCUGGCAGGUCAAAAGGGGGCGUCAGGUUAGGUCAUGGGAGUGAGGAGAUCCGAUAGGUUAUCAUGGGCCAAGGGUAGUGAGAGAUGGCCCUUCUAGUCAUUCAGGUUGUCAGAUCGGAUAGGGUUGAAAUGCGAGUGAGUCGUGCGUUUGAGUAACGGGAUUAGUUUUCGUUAGCCAGUGAAGAAAAAGAAAAUAGUGAUCUCAGAUGAUCUUUCAUUGUAAAUAGUGCUGAAGAAUCGUGUAAUUUGAUCGUGAACGGAUUGUGAUAUGCGAUUGUGGCCCAAGCUACGCUCGUUAGAAUUUAACGAGAGACGCUUCGACUGAAUGGAUAUGUAAUGGAGUGAAGAAGCGCUGACGAACAACUGUGAUAGCUACCCAGCGAUCUCAAAUCAUGGUCUCCUGACUCGUGUUUUCUAGUCCGCCGUCCCAUAGUGUACAAAUGUAUAUUUUAGGUGACUCAUGUCGUACUGUGUCGUAAUGAUUUGUUGCAAUCAUGUUCAUCGAUUGUUCGAUCUUUUCGAUGGUCAGUAAAGAAAAAAAGCAUUAAUCUCUAUUGUUAACAUUUAAACCGUUCUAGUCAACCGUACAAACGUUUAUUUCUUGCCAUAGUGCCUAUAUUGUGUUCGAAGCGUUUCAACCCGCUCAGUUGGGUUACAUGAUAACUAUGCCUAAAAGACAAUUUCUUCAUGCGAAUUUGUAUUUACACGUUUUGUUCAAAAUACAGGAAUGUAUCGGUCAA
Messenger RNA from Amphibalanus amphitrite, 14639 nucleotides. It is a transcript of the gene kl-2, whose product is annotated as dynein axonemal heavy chain 2-like. The transcript is spliced from 88 exons. Gene Ontology annotation, cellular component: dynein complex. Bases 160 to 13851 code for a protein of 4563 amino acids. Gene Ontology annotation, biological process: microtubule-based movement. The record is from RefSeq and is a predicted model, not a curated record. Lineage: Eukaryota; Metazoa; Arthropoda; Thecostraca; Balanomorpha; Balanidae. Gene Ontology annotation, molecular function: dynein light intermediate chain binding; ATP binding; ATP hydrolysis activity.